Messenger RNA from Ostrea edulis (European flat oyster), 1515 nucleotides. RefSeq names its product cytochrome P450 2C31-like. Bases 1 to 1515 code for a protein of 504 amino acids. The transcript has a single exon. Gene Ontology annotation, molecular function: monooxygenase activity; heme binding; iron ion binding. The record is from RefSeq and is a predicted model, not a curated record. Lineage: Eukaryota; Metazoa; Mollusca; Bivalvia; Ostreida; Ostreidae.
AUGGCGCUUAUCACGAGUAUGAAUUCCCAAUCAAACCAGAAGAUUUCUGACUUUGCCGUGAUGCUAUCGAUGCUCUCGAUCGUCUUUUUUGCCAUAAAACUUAUUCUGGAAUGGAGGCGAAAACCGCCUGGACCCUGGGGACUUCCGGUAGUAGGCCACCUGCCUUUCCUUGGAUCAAAGCCUCUGGAUAAAUUUAAACAAUACCAAAAAGAGUAUGGAGAUGUGUUCUGUUUACGAUUCGGUAUGUGGCCUACCGUUGUCAUCAGUGGGAGAGACACCGUGAAGUCAACCCUUGCGCAUCAGUCAGAUCACUUUGCUUCUCGACCACCGUUCUUCUCAGUGAAAAGCUUGAACGGUAUGAAGGGCCUCACUUUCAGUGGGUUUGACGAGAGGUAUUUGCUUCAUCGAAAAAUUGCCAGUGCUGUAAUCAGAGAGAUUGGAGGUUACGAUAAUGCUGGAUUAGAAAAUGUAUUUCGCGACGAGUCAAACAUACUGGUGUCGAGCUUUCUGGCAAAGGAAGGUAAACCUUUUAACCCUAGCGAUUUAGUUUACAUGGCCACAGGGAGUAUUAUUUACCAGUUCUGUUAUGGAAAGGGCGAGAACAUACGAGAUGAUCCGGCAUUUCUAAAGGUCAUAAAAGACCAAGAAAUAUUCAAAGAAUUCUUCACCGCCGGAAAUUAUUUUGAUGUUCUUCCAUGGUUGCAAUAUAUUAUGCCGAAACAAUUUAAUAAGUUUUUGGAAAUGAUUGACCACUUUAAGAAUGCCAGAAACGAAAACGGAGCGGAGAUUAUGAAGACAUUUGAUCCAAAUAAUCCUCGCCAUGCGUUAGAUGGUAUGUUAAAUGCUUGUUUGAAGUACCACAUAACAGAUGCCCCAAACGAAGUGGGACUGACCAAGGCUCAACUGAUUGACACGAUGCAAGAUUUUUUUGGCGCUGGAUUCGAGACGAGCGCUUCCACGAUGAGGUGGGCGUUGAUGUAUUUUGCUGAGUAUCAAGACGUUCAGUUCAAAGUUCAGAGAGAAAUCGACGAAAAAGUGGGAAGAAACAAAGUUCUAUCUGUGAAAGACCGACAUGAUUUGCCUUACACCGAGGCUACAAUUCUAGAGAUCAUGAGGGUGGCACCGGUUGUUCCCAUGGGACUUCCACACCAAGCAACAAAUGAUGUAUUUGUGAACGGGAACUUCAUCGAGAAGGGAACUGUCGUUUUCUUUAACCUUGCCUCGGUUAUGCAUGACGAAUACUGGGGUAAUCCGUACGAGUUCCAACCAGAACGUUUUCUAGAUGAUAAAGGGAAUUUGAUCAAAGAAAAAGUCGACAAUGUGUUGUCAUUCAGCGCCGGACGACGGAAUUGUGUCGGCAAGAUGAUCGCACAGGCCGAGAUAUUUUAUUUACUAGCGACUGUGCUUCAAAAUUGUAGAAUUUGCAAACCCGAGGAUACAAUCUAUGAUUUUGAAGGCCUCUAUGAGCUAAGUUACUACCCCAAAGAAUAUGAACUGUGUGUUCAUCCAAGAUAA